Molecule: messenger RNA, 2019 nt
Organism: Chrysoperla carnea
Lineage: Eukaryota; Metazoa; Arthropoda; Insecta; Neuroptera; Chrysopidae
Gene: bbc
Product: cholinephosphotransferase 1
Exons: 10
Coding region: 218-1600 (460 amino acids)
Biological process (GO): phosphatidylethanolamine biosynthetic process
Cellular component (GO): Golgi apparatus; endoplasmic reticulum membrane
Molecular function (GO): diacylglycerol cholinephosphotransferase activity; ethanolaminephosphotransferase activity
Source: RefSeq, a predicted model, not a curated record
GCGUGCAUGGUGGGGGUCGAUCAUCAGACAAUAUUGCAAAUGGUGGAGAAUACGGAUCCACGUUUGACAUAUCGACGUGAAAGUACACAAAUAGUUUAGUUAUGUGAUAGAAAUAUUCAAGUAAAUAAAAAAUAAGUAGUUAUUGAAAGAAUUAUAAAAAUAAUAUUUUUAUUAAAUUAAUUUCCAUGUUUAAUUUACAAACAGUUCAGUUUAAGAAAUGCAGUUAUAUAAGGAACGUUUGCUAAGUGGUGUUCAAUUGAAACGCUUAGCCGAUCAUAAAUAUUCUUGUAAUUCGCAUAGUUUAUUAGAUCCAUUAUUACAACCAUGGUGGUGUUGGCUGUUAUCUAAAUUACCAUUAUGGCUCGCACCGAAUCUAAUUACCAUUAUAGGAUUAAUUAUAAAUAUUGCAACCACUUUGCUUUUAGUGUGGUUUUCUCCUGAUGCUCGAAUUGAACCUCCGCGAUGGGGUUGUGCUCUUUGCGCUUUAGGAUUAUUUAUUUACCAAAGUUUAGACGCUAUAGAUGGAAAGCAAGCGCGUCGGACUGGUACAUCAUCGCCCCUAGGUGAAUUAUUUGAUCAUGGAUGUGAUUCGCUGAGUACAAUAUUCGUUGCAAUUUCAGCAUGUAUUUCAGUACAAUUAGGAUAUCACCCAACGUGGAUGUUUUUCCAGUGUUUUUCAGCUUUAACAUUAUUCUAUUGUGCCCACUGGCAGGCUUACGUGUCUGGGUCAUUGCGUUUCGGACGAGUUGAUGUUACCGAAGCUCAAUUUACAAUAAUUGCUAUACAAUUGAUUUCAGCAUUUUGUGGACCUUCGAUUUGGACUACAAAGAUAGCUGGCGAUAUAAAUGUAUGUCAUUUGAUGCCGAUUGCUUCUACUGUAUGCGGUUCCGUAGCACUCUACAACAUGUUCACAGUUAUUUUCACGGGGGGUGUAGGAAAAAAUGGCUCAACUGUUGCCGUACCUGGUUUGGAGAAGUAUACGCUAAGUAAUGCGACUUGCGCGUUAUUCUACUCGGGUUAUAUUCAAUCAUUUAUAACGUUCUGUCGAGCGUUCUAUCGUGGCGGAUGCGGCAAAAACGGUUCAACAGUUGCCGGUACAAGUGUGUUGUCUCCAGUGAUACCAUUUUCCUUGGUAAUUGUGCCAGCAUUUAUAAUAUGUCGGAAAUCCGUUGACCAUGUUUACGAGCAAAAUCCUGUUUUGUAUAUAUUAGCAUUUGGAAUGGUUGCUGCAAAAGUGACAAAUCGUCUUGUGGUUGCUCACAUGACAAAGAGUGAGAUGGAAUAUAUGGAUUGGUCAAUGUUGGGUCCAGCAAUGUUAUUUUUAAAUCAAUAUUUUAAUACGUUCAUUCCUGAAUAUAUUGUGUUAUGGCUUUGCUUGGCAUGGGUAACGUUUGAUUUAUUAAGAUACAGUGCUCAAAUUUGUCGAGAAAUAUGUGAUCAUCUUCGAAUAAAUUUAUUUACAAUACCUUAUGGUGGAUAUACAAGUAGCAGUACAAAUGACACGUCUGGCGUUGUCGAUAAGUCAUCGUCACAAGAAGAUUCUCAUUCUGAGCAUGAAGAUUGCGAUCAUCUACUUCCAAAAGAUGUUCACGAUAUUUAACAUCAAUUACAAGCUACUAGGGAACGUGUACUCUUCAGGCCAUUAGCGUCCAAGGAAAUCGACCAAAGGAAUCCAGAAUCUAGCUGUUUAUCGAAAUCUUGGAAUUUUCAAAAGCAUUGGACUGGAUCGCUAAUGGGCUGAAUUGCCUAAGCGUUCCUUAAAUAUUUCAAUUGGUUCCUGUCAAAAUCUGCCUUCGUUAAAGCCAUUAGAAGUAUAACAUGCCUAGAAUAGCUUUUCGAAUAAAAUAUGCAUUUAAUAAUUGAACAAAUCAACAUUCGAAUUAAAAUAUGAAAUAUAUAUUUUUACAUACAGAAAUUUUAUAACAGUAUUAAUUGCAUUUGUAUUUUUAUAAUUAGAAAUCUUAACAUCACAACUUAAGGAUGUAAGAGGGAGGUAAAAGUAUGUGAAAUUUUAAUUUG